This is a messenger RNA of Ilex paraguariensis (yerba mate), 214 nucleotides long. The record is from the annotation of a GenBank genome assembly. Lineage: Eukaryota; Viridiplantae; Streptophyta; Magnoliopsida; Aquifoliales; Aquifoliaceae.
AACAACUGUAAAGGAAGUUGAGAUGGAAACUCAAUUUCUUGGAGGAAACGUAGUAGCCAAGUCAACUUACUCGUCGUAUGUGCCAUUGCCCUAUACUCAGCCUCAGUACUGGAUCUUGCUACCACGAGUUGUUUCUUACUUUUCCAUGAGAGAACAUUACCUCCUAAGAAAGUACAAUAACCAGUGGUUAAUCUCCGAUCAGAAGGAGAGCUAG